CUUCAUGUCAGUUUCGUUACUAGUCCUUAAAAGUCAAUUUUCGCUCAUACUAUUACUAACUUCCGGUGUCACAGAAGUUGGCAAAAAACUGGCUCAUUUUUGUUGAAAUUUUAGAAUAAUUGAAUUUGAUCCAUCUGACAACCCUGGUCCAGUGACGCAGGACAAACACAGAAAACCACUUGUUACAUAGGAUUACCAAUAUCAGCAGACAACCAGGGAGAACUUGUUAUCAGGUUGUUACCAGUGUGGCUGAAUGUCGAAAGAUAGCCAAAUAACGUACGUUACUAUGGAUGCAUUUUUAAUUGACAUCGUUGACAACCAGUGGCGAAAAGAUCAAUUACCUGCUGAUGAUGUAGUUGUACCUGAGAAAGAAUUGCCCCCAACCGAUGACACAGACAAUAUUGAUGUUUCAGAAACAUUAAGGGAACAAGAGGAAAAAUGGACUGAUCUUGGAUUGCAAGAUUUCCAACAAUCUCCACGAAACAAUUGAAUUGAUAAAGUUUCAGUUAUUCACAUGGGUCUUCUAACACAUAUGUUCUAUUCAACUCAUGGUUCCCUGGUGUUUGUUAGGAAAAUAGCAAACUCCCACUUAUUAGAAGACUGUUGUGAAUCAACAACAAUAUCAGUGUGUUUGUGACUUGUCAAAAUGUCACUUUUGUGAUGUGGUCUAGUAUCAUGUCUUGCACAGUAGCUCCUGUAUAGUAUGGAUCCGAUUCCACAAAUAAGAUUUUUUGAAGUAUGUUUGAAUUGAACACGAACAAAAAAUAUAA
Molecule: messenger RNA, 770 nt
Organism: Xenia sp. Carnegie-2017
Lineage: Eukaryota; Metazoa; Cnidaria; Anthozoa; Malacalcyonacea; Xeniidae
Product: anaphase-promoting complex subunit 13-like
Exons: 5
Coding region: 254-490 (78 amino acids)
Biological process (GO): protein K11-linked ubiquitination
Cellular component (GO): anaphase-promoting complex
Source: RefSeq, a predicted model, not a curated record